Cynoglossus semilaevis (tongue sole) is the source of this 4645-nucleotide messenger RNA. RefSeq names its product PMS1 homolog 1, mismatch repair system component (gene pms1). Bases 188 to 2863 code for a protein of 891 amino acids. Gene Ontology annotation, cellular component: MutLalpha complex. The transcript has 14 exons. Gene Ontology annotation, molecular function: ATP-dependent DNA damage sensor activity; ATP binding; mismatched DNA binding. The record is from RefSeq and is a predicted model, not a curated record. NCBI's taxonomy places the organism in Eukaryota, Metazoa, Chordata, Actinopteri, Pleuronectiformes, Cynoglossidae. Gene Ontology annotation, biological process: mismatch repair.
UGCGUGUCAGUGCAUGCUGGGUAAAAUAAGAGUCUGUGAGGGGAUACUAACGUUAGUGUUUUCAUUCUCAAACAAGCUCUAACACGCGGGGCAGACUUCGUGAGCUAUCUACGAGCAAUAAACAAAAACUUGUUACGUUUUGAGAUGGGUAACUAAAGUUCUAAUUUAAAUCCAGAUACCUGACACCAUGAAGCAGUUGCCCGCCGACACUGUGCGGCUGCUGUCGAGCUCCCAGGUCAUCACGUCAGUGGUCAACGUUAUGAAAGAACUGUUGGAAAACUCCCUGGAUGCCGGGGCGUCCAGUAUUGACGUUAAACUGGAUAAUUAUGGUCUGGACCGCAUCGAGGUUCGUGACAACGGCCAAGGAAUCAAAGCUGCGGACACUUCUGUGAUGGCUGUGAGACAUUACACGUCGAAGAUCAGCAGCCAUGAAGACUUGGAGCAUCUGGAAACGUACGGCUUCAGAGGAGAAGCCCUGGGCUCCAUCUGUGCUGUUGCCGAGGUGGCUGUCACAACCAAAACAGUGACGGAUGAUGUCAGCAUCCAGUACACGCUGAACUUCACGGGGGAGAUCGUUUCUCAGAAGCCGUCCCACUUAGGUCAAGGAACAACAGUGUCUGUCACAAAGCUUUUUAAGAACCUUCCAGUCAGAAGGCAGUACUAUUCCUCUACCAGGAAGUGCAAAGAGGAGCUGAAGAAAAUACAAGACCUGCUCAUGGCUUAUGCAAUAAUAAAACCUGAGCUCAGGCUAACCCUGGUCCACAACAAGGUGGUGGUUUGGCAGAAGCCCAAAGUGGCCGAUCUCAGAAGUGCCCUCCAUGCUGCGCUGGGGCCCAGUUCUGUCACCGACCUGCUGCCCUGUCACUAUCACCAGGAUCAGAUUUCUUUAGAAGGUCUCUUCCCAAAGGCCGGAGCCGACGUUUCUUCAACAAGUUCAUCCAGCCCUGACAGAAGUUUCAUAUUCGUCAACAAUCGGCCCGUCCACCAUAAAGAAGUCCUGAGGCUCCUGCGUCAGCACUACAGCGCUCAGUAUCCUGAUGACGUGGUCCAAAACCGAUAUCCAACACUGGUGCUGAAGAUGACAGUUCCGGCUUCUUCAGUCGACGUGAACUUGACACCAGACAAAACACAGGUUCUACUUCAAAAUAAGGAGGCCGUGCUCUCAGCACUGGAGUCCAUGCUGGUUUCCCUGUACGGCUGUCAGCGGGCCCCUGACCCUCCGGCUGAGAACUCAGUCUCACCAUCCAGUCUUCUUCAGACCAGUUCCUGUUCUGAAGAAGUGGAUAGACGCAGUGACAGCGCUCCACCUGUAGGAGCGGGCGGUGACGCCUCAGUGGUCCAGCAGACGACGAACAGCAGCUCUUCUUCCUCGGUAGCAGAGGACUGGUUUGUCAACCACGUGUCACAACCGCUCCAAUUGAACUUUGACCUUUAUGAUGAUGAAAUGACUCAAAUUUGCGCUGCAGCCACAGAAACAUGUUCAAAUAACAGUUCCCUGGAGAGACCCGACCCUGAAGUGGACCGUGACCUGGUGUCUGCACCAGGCGGCAGGACAGUCCAGCUGUCAGCCGAGGACUGGAGCCGAGGGACGGCCCUGACUGACCCGGUGUCAGGAGAACCCCUGCGGCCCGUUCAACUCCUCCAGCCCUCCAGGCUCCGCUCCUCCAGCUGUGAGGAGGUGAAGCAUCAGAGCAGCUCAAUUAAAACCACCACCAACGCCAUAACAGCCAGGUCUGACGGUCUGACGGCCUACGACCUGAUCAGCAAUCACCUGGUGAGGGCACCGCUCCCCUCGUCUGGGAAGGAGGCCAAAGCCGAGGUCCACAGAGAGGGAGUUCCAGCCAGCCCGCAGGAUAUCAGUGACACGGCUCAACAGAGGCGGAAAAAUGCUCAGGAGGUCGGCCGUCGGAAGUGCGAGGAGACGGCAUCAAACCACCCUGAUCCGUCCACUAAAUCUGUCCCUGUCGAAGUACCCAAGACCCCGAGGACCAACACCUCUAGGGUCCAAGUGCACGGUCAGAAGCGCAGAGCUCCCCUGUCCAACCAGCAGCUGCUGGAUGAGCUCUUCUCCGCUCAGCCUCAGAAAAAAAUGAAGAACACCGAAGCCAAGCCCUGGCAGCCCCUCCUCUGCAGCGUGGCUGCCCUUCGGCUGCGGCUUCAGCGCCUCUCGUCCCAGAGCGGCGCAGAGCCGGGGGGCCUCCGUCUUGUAAAUCCACUGGCCUCUCAGAACGCCUGGGUCAUUUUAUGUGGUCAGAGGCUCAUGUUGUUAAACCCGUUCCGAGUGGAGGAAGCCUUGCUGUUUAAGAGACUUCUGGAGAAUAAUAUACUUCCAGCUGAGCGUCUGCAAAACCCUAUAGAGUUAACAGAUGGACUUCUUGGAGGAGCUGAAUUUACUGAGGCUUUGUGCGACAUGAAGAAACAAAGUCCCGACUUAAACGGACACGUGCUGUUCUCCGAUCCCAGGCUUGUUGCCAAUGGCUUUCAGAUCAGAAUGACUGCAGAUGUCACAUCAGCCCAGAGACAUCUGGAAGUGACGGCAAUGGCAGACUGCGUGCCGUUCAUCAGCGUGGACGACCUCAGGGAGAUCCUGACCGCAGUCCUUCACAGGAAGGCCAGGACUGUGCAGGAGUGCCGGCCACUCAAAGUUACAAACUACCUGCAAGGGGAAGCAGUGCGACUUUCCAGGCAGCUGCCUACAAAUCUUUCCAGGGAGGAUGUGGAGGACACACUGGUACGCAUGAAGCAGCAGCUCGGUGGGAACAGCAGGACCUGCAUCCACGGAAGGUCAUUUCUCCAACACCUGUGUGACGUGCCUUCGACAGAGGACGAGGCGAAGGCUCAGCUGAGGCCUUUAGGACUGUAAAAGACAUGGGGGUAUCAUCGGGAGACGGGGGUUUCCAUAAUCGGCCGUCCUUAUUCUCCUCGGAGGAACAUCUAUUCUUCAUCACUGUCAGCUCCACGUCCCAGGAGAGACCGCGCUCGGCCGUCUCAGACCUUGGACGCUGCAGUGUUGUGGUUUUCUCUUUCCACACCCAGCUCCUCCUCGCAAACAAACACUGACAUUCAGGAAUUUAGUAAACAUGGCUGAAGUGUCCGCUAAUCUGUCUUCGCUCCAAACUUCCAGUAGCUUAACAAAGUCAUUAAUCACACGACAGCUUCCCAGUGGUGACUGUCAGCUUAGGAGUAGGAGUAGUGAUUCCUUAUCCCUAAGUGAAAAAACAAGCAAAGUGCAGACGGGACGGAUAAAUCACCGCAGAAGUGAAGACAGUUCGCAUUCAGCGGUUGGCCAUCUGGCACCGACCGGCUCCAAACCUGGUUGAUUUUAUUGAUUUUCAUUACGUUCCAUCGACCGGAGAGAGACUUUCACAAACAACCUGUCAAUCCAACCGCGGCAGAACCUUCUCUGCCGGUUGUUCCUUGGUACUGUAUGUGGUACUGUUGGGUAGUGCGCUGGGAGUCGGUGUCUAUUUUCAGAGUCUGAACCAGUCGUUCUAACUCAGGACGGUCAUCAUGUGAGUUGAGCUCAGUCACUGUCAAUCAAACGGAUUUGACCUGGACACAGUAAGGUGGAGUGAACCCAUGAUUGAGCCAACCGUAGACAGCUGUCGACCACAGCCAAUGAGAAAGAGAGACUGGGACACAAGGAGUAGAGUCAAACACAACAGGAAGUAGAGUCAGAAGACAGCAGGAAGUAGAGUCUGAGGACAACAGGAGGUAGACAAAACAAAGAUGAUGAAGAGUGACAGUUGGGAGACUGAUGGAGAUGUGGCAGGAGCACCGGUGUCAGAGGUCAAAGGUUGAUGUCUUCGGUUGUCUUUGUCCAAUCCUGUCGUCAUCAUUGUGAGACUCGAACAACAACAUGUUGAAACCAGUCUGAGUCUAGACCUUUGUGGUUCCCAAAGUAGGGGGCAGGCCACUCAUAAGGGACAUGGAGCUUUUACUGUGUUAAUAGAAAGUAACUGUUCGUAUAAACUAGAGUACUUUUUUUGUGAAUAUUUGACGGAAACGCUUGGUUUGAAAUCUACAAAAGGGGGCGCUGCAGAAAACAUUUGUGAACCACUGUUCUGUUCUGUAACAGGAUUUAGUCUUCUUGAGUGUCCGUUACACUGUCCAGUUAGACCCAACCUGAAGAACUGACCGACCCAGCGACCGACAUCCCCACACUUUGAACCAACUGAGGAUUUUAUUGGUAUCUUUAUUGAUGUAGAAUCAUUCCUGUUCUUGUUCGGAGCUGCCGUCACUCUCUUCAGCCCGUCGUGUUGACAAGCACGACCUUCGCCCCAGAGUGAUCUGUCAGCAUGAACACUUCUCCAGGUGUUGGUCUUCAAACAUCUGGUAAAGACAGUAAAUGUCCCAGGAUGCACCUGACAAAACCCUUUUCUCUCUGCUCCUAUUAUCCCUCUCUUCACGGACACUUGUGCUCCGCUACGGACUCAGGAAAAACAAAGAUGUCAAGCCAGCAUGCAGUACCUGCAAUUACCACUGAUGGUAAUCGCAGCGACUGGACUGAUCAUUUUUCUGCUCAUCUGACUUUACAGCUCAUCUUGGUCCUGUGAUCUGGACUUUAGGUCUGAGAUGUUUACGUUUUUGUGUUUUAUCUGAGUUAAUUCAGUUUAAUGUUGAAAAUAAACUUUACCAAAACAAA